ACGCAGAGGAGCAACAAUCAAAGCUGCUCGAACAAGUUAGAGAAGAUUAAAAUCGGGAUAUCUGCCGGCAGAUCCGCCAGGAACCGCAGCGGACUGCGGAAAUCACAGGAUUAAGUUCAUCUUGGACUCAGCAGCCGAAAAGUUUGGACGUGUUUUCUGCGGACACCAGGAAUAGACAAGACGGUCAUCAUGGAAGCAUUUCCUGAGGAAAGAAUUAGAGAUUUUCUCAUUUGAACUUCAAGUUUAUGCUCGAAUGGGAAAGUUGUGAGACACAUUUAGUCGUCGGAGCCGUGAAGUUUUCCAGAUGUCUGCUUCUUGAAACACUUUCACACCCCAAAGAAAACUUUUCUCAAUUCCUCAUUGCCUACGGAUUUUUAUUACAGCUGAGAUUUUAGUUUUGUUUUCAUGCUGGAUGUCACUAACUGUCUCGGUUUCCGGACGUGGACGGACCCCACGGAGACCAAACUAAUCAGCUGUUUCAGUCAAUAGUCAGACUUUGUAAUGAACAUGUUAUUCAGGUGAAGUCUUGGGAAACUCACAAGAGAAGCCCAAUGAGUGGGACACAGUCAACACUCACUGACAGGACCCCGAACAUACUCAACAAGGACCCCACCGACAGAAAACCAAAGAAUGAGAAGUCCUCCGUCUCCCUAAAACACGAGUUUGAUCCAACGGGUCUGGUCCAGCGCUGCGUCAUAAUCCAGAGAGAUGAAAAUGGCUUCGGGCUGACAGUAAGUGGAGACAACCCGGUGUUUGUGCAGCUGGUCAAGGAAGAUGGAGCGGCGAUGCGAGCCGGCGUCCAAACAGGAGACCGGAUCAUCAAGGUUAACGGGACCUUAGUGACGCAUUCAAACCACAUAGAGGUCGUGAAGCUGAUCAAAUCGGGCUCCUACGUAGCCCUGACGGUGCUGGGGAGGCCUCCAGGGCUCACUCACAUCUCCCUGGAAGAGGAGAAGGGAGGGCAGGAAGACGGGGGAGAGGCCAGCACUCUCUGCUCUCUUUCAGCACCCCACUCGCCCGAGCUGUCUGGAGGGACGUCCUGCAGCCCCCAGGACCACGCCACGCCCUCAGCGCCUGAUGCGGACGGAGCCUCGGGGCCCAGGAAUGGUGUUGAUGAGGAGGUUGACGGUGCGCCGCCCCUGAGGGAGCAGUCCUCGCCCUCACAGUGCGACGGUGGGCCCUCCGUCAGCAACAAUGCAAUGAACAGCAACCUCUGUACUGAGACUUCCGGAAAAAGAAAGACGCCCUGUCAGAGUCCGGACUUCACCCGCAGAGAUGGCCUCAAUUUCUGCUCGUCGCCUGAUACUGAAGACACUCCUGACUCUGACUCCAGUGCCCAGUGUGCUGCGGGCAGCCCUCCCUACCUCCUGCACCCUCAGAUCAUCGGGGCGGAGGACGACUACUUCGACUCUCAGCAAGAGCAGAUCAGUGGACAGUGCAGCUGCUUCCAGAGCAUCGACUCUCUAAAGCCUCGGCCGGCUCAUCUCGCAGUCUUCCUCCAUCAUGUGGUCUCCCAGUUUGACCCGGCUCCUUUGCUGUGUUAUCUUUACGCCGACAUGCACAAGCAAACCAGCUCAAAGGAAAGUCGUCGUUUCUUCAUGGAGUUCCACUCACUCUUUUUAGAUCGAACAGCAAAUCUGAAAGUACCGGUGCCUGAAGCCGUUGCAGCUGAACUGGAGAAGCGAAGGCUUGAGCUAAUCCCGGAGGAUCUGUGUAAGCAGUACAUUCAGCUGCUACAGGAAGCACUUUUAUCGGACCUGCACAUGAACCUGGAGGACUUCAGACAAAAGCGCAGCAUGGGUCUGACCCUGGCCGAAGAUGAGCUGUCCAAGCUGGACUCGGAGGGAGGAAAGGACCAGCAGGCACUGGAGAAGGAAUGCUCCUGUGCUGAACAUAUCCUCUCCAAGAUUGAGGAUAUCCUGUUGACAUCACAACCCACAGAAGAGGAGAAGUGUCAAACCAUGCAGUAUGUGAUUCUCACCUACAUGAAGCACCUCGGCGUGAAGGUGAAGGAGCCUCGUGGGCUUGAACACAAACGUGCACGCAUCAAUUUCCUGCCCAAGAUUAAGGUGAAAAGCAGCAAAACAGAGAAGGAAGGUGAGGAAAAGGUGAAAAAGAAUCUGUUUAACAUCCUCGGCCCUCCUCGGCGGGUGAGCAGAGUGGACUCCACUUCAGUCAGCAAAGCCGUGGAGCUGAACAAACAGCGGUCUCCGAAGCUCUCGCAGCCCGCCGCCGGCAUCCCCGAGGCGCCCGACUCCUCCAGCACGGGCUUCGGGCGGAGCCGAGCGAACCAGCUCAGCGAGGGGUCGGACACCAGCGCCCAGUCCGUGUGCUCCGUGGGCUCCCUGGCUCACAGCCCCCCCACCACCCAGACCCCCGACGCCAGCGGACCAGAGUCCGACCCCAAUGUCUCUCCGUUCUGCGUCCAGCCCAGACCGGGCGACGGCCUGCUGUCCGGGGACCAGGACGGACUCUCCGGUCUGUCCGGGACUCAGUUCGACUUCAGCCCGUCCAACUUGGAGCAGCAGGACGGGGACCAGGACGCUUUCAGUCAUCUCCUAAAGCAGGGCUCCUCCCUGUCUCCAACCAGCGGUCGGAUGGAGGUGCAGUGUGGGAUGAGUCCUGCCGACGUCCAGAGCGAAGACGACCAGGGGGGUGAGGCAGAGAGCGAGGAAGACCCCCUGAACUGGCAGAGACUGGUCAGUCGGGGCGUCCUGGCCAGCUUAACGCUGAAGGAGAUCAAACGACAAGAGGUCAUCAACGAGCUGUUCUACACUGAGCGCGCUCACCUGCGCACGCUGAAGGUGCUGGACUGCGUUUUCUGCCAGCGGCUGUGCAGAGACAGCGUCCUCCCACCAGAGGACGUCAAACACAUCUUCAUCAACCUGGAGGAGAUCCUUCAGCUGCACGUUUCUGUCACCGAACAAAUGACAUCGAUCAGGAAGAGGAGCGAGACGUCAGUGAUCGGCCAGAUUGGAGAUGAUCUUCUGUCGUGGUUCAGCGGCGAAGAGGAGGAGAAGAUAAAGAGAGCCGUGGGAACUUUCUGCAGCAACCAGCCGUCUGCGCUGGAGCUCAUCAAGACCCGGCAGAAGAAAGACCAGAGGUUCAACUUGUUCAUGCAGGAGGCCGAGAGCAACCGUUUGUGUCGCAGGCUACAGCUCAAAGACAUCAUUCCCGUAGAGAUGCAGAGAGUGACCAAGUACCCACUCCUGCUGGACAACAUCGCCAAGUACACAGAAAAUGGGGAGGAAAGGGAGAAGGUGAAGAGAGCUGGAGAGUGCUGCAAAAAGAUCCUCAACCAUGUCAACCAGGCCGUGAGAGAGGCUGAAAACAAACAGAGGCUUGAAGAGUACCAGCGAAGGCUGGACGUGUCGUCUCUGAAGCAGAGCGAAAACCCCGUCAUCCUGGAGCUGAGGAAUCUGGAUCUGACCAAGAAAAGGAUGGUGCACGAGGGGCCUCUGUCAUGGAAAGUCAAUAAAGACAAGACAAUUGAGCUGUACACACUCCUCCUGGAGGACAUCCUGGUCUUACUGCAGAAGCAGGACGAGCGUCUAGUCCUCAAGUUUCAUGGCAAGAAUCCGGCCAGCGUUGCUGACACCAAGCACAUCUUCAGCCCCAUCAUCAAACUCAACACUGUGCUGGUCCGGCCCGUGGCCACCGACAACAAGGCUUUCUUCGUUCUGUCCAUGUCGGAAAACGGGGCUCAGAUCUAUGAAUUGACGGCCCAGACGGUAUCGGACCAGCGGAUGUGGCAGUGUCUGAUCACGCAGUGCGCCGACGCCAUGAAGGCCAAGUCUCACCACAGCCACGCCCAUCCGACCCAGACCGAAGCUGAGCGGGAUGCGAUUGAGAUCAUCGCCAGCGAGAUGCCCAAACCGAGCACAGAGCCCAACAGGGCAUCAGUCGGAAGUGUCCAUUCUUCAGAUAAAGAUGCUAUCUCUUCUCCCGGGAUUCAAACACCCAGCAACCCCUUUGAUGGCUUAAAAUCAGAAGAUGAGGAGGAGGAGCUGCCUGUUGUGGACAAGCAGGAGGAUGAGGAUGAAGAAGAGGAAGGAGUGAAUGAAGCAGAGCUAGAGGCCUUCUUGAACGGGCAGCUGGCAGACAGACUGCUGCAGGAAAGGUCUCGUCAGGGCAUAGCCAUUGAAAACGAGGACCAGGCUUUGUUCUGCUUCCCCGCCUCCAAAGCUGAAGAAGCUCUGCAGACAUUGGCGAUGCUGAAACAGGCUCUUUUCACGCACAUGAUGAGCAGAGAUGUGGAGGAGGACAAACAGCUCGGGGCUCCGGAGGAUCAGGGCCGUGGCUCGCUGUCCGGGAGCCCCGAGGGGCCGUCUGCUGCAUGUGAAGAGAGCAAGGACUCUGAAAGUUCGGAAAAAGGCGACGCACAGCGCUUGUCUGUGUCCACUGGGCCGUCUGAGACAACUGAACGUAAUGGUGGUUUCCUGGUCCUGAAUUUCGAAGGUUCGGCCGGGGAGAGCAGCGCUGACGAUGACGUAGGAGCUGACGUCGGGAUCGACAUGAGCAAGCUGCUAUCCUCUUCCUCACAGGCAGGAGGCGGCGGGCCCAACCUCAGCAGGCAGCUGAUGACCCACCUGCGCCUCCUGCAGGCCGACUUGCAGUACCUGAAGGAAGUGGAGACGAAGUACAACGAACUGCGGCAGUUGCACGGGGACGCAGCUCCCGGCUCAGACACGACAGCGGUGGGAUCCAGGGAUGACAGAACUCCUCCCCUUUCGGUCCAGUGAGACACGGUUCAUGUAGCUGCACGAUCAGCUGGAGCCAUCGUCGACCUCCUAAUGCGGCUGAUGCCCCGUAGCGAGACCCAGUGACCUCCCGCUGGGGGCACAUGCCAGCGCGCUCGUCGUAAUCUGGAUUGUUUCAUCAUAAACUCCAUACCAGUAGGAGCAAAGAGGAAUAUCAUGGGACUGUAACCAUGGAUAGUUUUGUUAUAAUAAUAUUAAUCAACUGUAAACGUUUUCUGAAACACUGGAUUUAUGAAAUGGAAAAGGGAGAAUUUGAGCGAAGAGACUCGUUUGUGACUCCAACAAAAUGAAGCAAACAAAUCCCCAAAUUUGUCCUUCAACACUGAGUGAUAGUAGCAAGAGGCAGCAAGCAUCCGACAGCAUUCCUAUGUCCCUGCUCAAAGUAACAUGUUGUACUUUGUCAAUAGAAACUGGAUUAAAGAUAAAAGCCAGACCUCUGAUAAUGUCCCCUAAAAGCCAGCCCCAAAUAUUGUUUUUGUCAAAAUGAUUUCGCACCAGAGCCGUUUCAUUAAUUUAUUUUAACCAUGCUGGAUCAGUCAAGCCUGCUGUUGCGUAUGGUAAUAAUGCUUUCAAAAUAAAAGCCCUGUUAAGAACAUUUUGGAAAUUCUGAAAGGGUUUAAAUUUGAUUCUACAGGAAGUGUGAGGUAGAAGCUUUUUCAAGCUCCUAUAAAACCCUCCACCCUGACUCACACUGGGCUCUCUGUCUGAAAGCUACUGCAGAACCUAAUCAUUUUGGAUGAAGUAAAUGCAAAUUAAGGAAACAGGUGGAGAAAAAAGAGCUGGAGGUAGCAUCACACAUCCGUCAGAAAUGUCAGGAUUCCUACAAGAAUAAAUGGAUUUGCCCACGUAACAGCACGGGGCAGGAAGUGUUUGUUGGCACCGCCCCAGUUUGUCAUUCACAUGAAUAACAAUAAGGACCAACUUCACUAGAAUCGAUUGAAUUUACAUAACUGAUAAAACAUUGUGUUAGAAAUUAUGUUUAUGUGUUUUUGUCACACAAUCUAGGAUGUCUACUGGGUUUUAGGUUUAGUUCACUUCCUGUUUUAUUUUGAAAAUCUGUUUCUGUUAAGUUGGUGUUUGACUUCCCUUGUUUGCACCUGUGUCUCAUCAGCCCCCCCAGCCCCCGCAGAGCUAUAUUUCAUUUAUUGAUUCAUUCCAAACCAUUGUAUGACAAAAUUAACACCAGUAUUAAUCUAUGUAUCUACAGUUUAAAUACACACACAUGUGCACACACACAUUUUGAACAUAUAAAACCCCUUUGUAAAUAAAUUUAUAUAAAUAAAUGAAUCUGUUUUCAAUGAAUGUACACAAAAUAAAUGAAUCUAUACCCAAUGUGCACAUCUAUCUAUCUAUCUAUCUAUCUAUCUAUCUAUCUAUCUAUACAUGCACACGCAUGACAACAUUGCACGUAAAUCCUGUUUAACAUGUCUGAAAAGGGGUAGGAAGAAGUAAAACUUAUUUAAUCCUACCCCUUCUCCAGUAGUCCAUGAAUACACUUUACAGUUUUAUGAGUUUUAAAUUAAUAUCCAGAUAGACUUUCACAUCCAACUACACACUGAUACUCACUUAUACACACAUUCACAUUCACAGACUGAGGCAGUAGGAGUUCAAAAUAAAAGUAAUUUAACAAAAUAAAAAACGGAUGAGACACAGGUGCAAACAAUCAGACAAUAACGGGCAAGUGAAGUGAACACAAAAGGAAACAGAUUUUCAAAAUAAAACAGAACUAACCCUUAAACACGACAGAAACCCGAGAUCAUAACAGUUUUUGGUAUAAUUUCAUUUUUAUGAACAAUCCCAUGUCAGAAUGUUUUUCUAAAAACUGCUCCUUUUUCCACAAAAAUUAUAAACCACUUGUCUUUUGCAACGACCCUCGAGUAUUUGAAGCUGGACUGGUUUUUUUUUUUUUUAAUCUAGGACCGUCCUACAGAUUCUUUGAGGAUUUCAUGGCGUGGAUUCUGGUUAUGUCUCGGCUCCUGUAGGUUCCUGUCAACCACUUCGUAACCACUCUGGCUGAAUAUUCCAGCGCAUUCUCUUCGCAAACUACCUAAACAAAGCAUCUAUAGUCCAAGACCCAUCCAAGGAUCAUGUUCAAAGCAAGUCUGAGGGUCCCGUCUUUGUCAGGGACGGCACACUCAAGAAAAUCAAAGAUGAUGUCCAUCAGUGGUCAGAUGUGGUGAGAAGAAUUUGGGAGGAACAUGACUUUUGUUUGGUCCAAGGAGUAGAAAACCUUCAACAAGAACAUUAUCCCAGUAAUCAUUGUAAGAAACUUAUUUCAACUAAACAUCUUUAAGAUGAAGAAUUAUUUGCUGUGGCAAAAACAUAAUUUCUCUGUUUUUGUUGUUGUUAGUCUCUUAACAAAGCUAAUAGUCGAAAGUGCAUUUGUAACAGAGAUUUUCCUAAAUCAUAGAAAAAACACACUUUUUCAAUCUAGAAAUGGCAAAACUGGCAUUGAUCCUCUGACCAGGCCUCUUAAGAACUGUCUCAUGGAUUUAGAUUUUUUUCUUUUGUAACAAAUCAAAAUAAGUGAAAAAGUCUGAAAACAGAGAAUGAUGUGACACCUUAAACUUGGUCUGCAGGCUUGGCAUCCCAUUCUGAGAAAUCGCUGUUCUCCCGUUUCUGACCACUAGUGGCCGCUGUAACUUUGCAAAUAUUUUUUAUAUCCUAUGCAUACUUCACAGUUAUCGUUAGUACAUAGUAUGCCAAGGGGACGUAAUUAAAAUUGUGCUACAGUAUUUGUGACCAGUUUCCAGUUUUUUGUGCCUCGCACAGCACAGCGAGGUAGAAAAACGAUUUACAGAUGUGGAACGAAGUGGCUGUGAGAAUGGGGCUGUGAAAUAUCGUAAACUUGACUGAGUAUGCAGCUGGAGCACUACCCGCUGCAUGAACUUGUGUUACAGAUUGAUUAGAUAUUAAAUAUUCCAUCUGUGACAACUUUAGUGUGGUUUUAAAGCAUCUUUAAUCAUCAUGCUGCACAUUUCUCCUGACACAAUGUUGGUCUUCAGCGUGCGCCCUUAUUUUCAUGGUGCCUCCUGCCAGACUGCAGCAAUCACACCGUGGCGUUGAUUGUGACAACUGAAGGAUAUCUUCAGACAAGAGACAGAAAUGCUGUGUUUAAAGUAAAGACGUGAUGCACAAGGACUGCAAAUAUUGCAAGUUUUAUUUCUGUUUUACUCACCAUUUCCUUUUCCUCUCCCUUUUUUACACCAUCAUGUAAUGUUUCAACACAAACUACUUAAAGAGGAUAAAGUAUACAGCUGCAUAAA
This is a messenger RNA of Cololabis saira (Pacific saury), 8026 nucleotides long. Its product is annotated as rho guanine nucleotide exchange factor 12-like. The coding region runs from base 552 to 4742 and encodes 1396 amino acids. Lineage: Eukaryota; Metazoa; Chordata; Actinopteri; Beloniformes; Belonidae. The transcript has 36 exons. Gene Ontology annotation, molecular function: G protein-coupled receptor binding; guanyl-nucleotide exchange factor activity. Gene Ontology annotation, biological process: intracellular signal transduction; G protein-coupled receptor signaling pathway. Gene Ontology annotation, cellular component: cytoplasm. The record is from RefSeq and is a predicted model, not a curated record.